CCAAAAUGGGGAGUUCUACAGCGAGCCUGUUCCUUCUACUGGGCUGCUUCAUCCCUGUGUUCUGUAUCACACGGGAAUAUUUUAUCGGGAUUCGGGAAAUUCAGUGGGAUUACGCUCCCGCUGGGAAAAAUAUCAUCCUCAACAAACUGCUGAAGGAAGAUGAACACGCUGCUAUGUUCCUGGAGCGCGGGCCCCAGAGAAUCGGCAGUGUGUACAAGAAAGCAGUUUACCUGCAGUACACGGACGCCACCUACACAAAGGAGAUAACCAAGCCCAAGUGGCUGGGCUUCCUGGGCCCUGUGAUGUCGGCUGAGGAAGGGGACGUGAUCAUGGUCCACCUGAAGAACAUGGCCACUAGGGCCUACUCCAUCCACUCCCAUGGAGUCAUGUACAACAAGACCAGUGAGGGUGCUCUGUACCCGGACGAGACGACGGAUGCAGAGAAACAUGACGACCGGGUGGAUCCUGGGAAGAGCUACACUUACGUGUGGGUCCUGAGCGACAACCACGCCCCCACCAAGGAUGACACCAACUGCCUGGCACGCGCCUAUCACUCCCACCACCACGCACCUCAAGACAUCGCCUCAGGACUUGUAGGACCCCUCAUCAUCUGUAAAAAAGGUACCCUGGAUGACUAUGGUGACAAGGCAGCAGACUACUCCUACGUCCUGAUGUUCACAGUUACGGACGAGAACAUGAGCUGGUACCUGGACGACAACAUCAAGACCUACUGCACUCAGCCAUCAACAGCAGCCAACAGCCCACAACAGCCAUCAACAGCAGACAACAGCCCACAACAGCCAUCAACAGCAGCCAAUAGCCCACACCAGCCAUCAACAGCAGUCAAUAGCACACACCACCCAUCAACAGCAGCCAAUAGCCCACACCAGCCAUCAACUGCAGUCAAUAGCCCACACCACCCAUCAACAGCAGUCAAUAGCACACACCAGCCAUCAACAGCAGUCAAUAGCCCACACCACCCAUCAACAGCAGUCAAUAGCCCACACCACCCAUCAACAGCAGCCAAUAGCCCACACCAGCCAUCAACUGCAGUCAAUAGCCCACACCACCCAUCAACAGCAGCCAAUAGCCCACACCAGCCAUCAACUGCAGUCAAUAGCCCACACAACCCAUCAACAGCAGUCAAUAGCCCACACCACCCAUCAACAGCAGCCAAUAGCCCACAACAACCCACAACUAAAGUAGACAAAGAUGAUGAAGCCUUCCAGGAGAGCAACCUGAUGCACUCGAUCAAUGGCUUUGUGUACGGCAACCUGCCUGACCUGAGCAUGUGUGUCGGAAACAAGAUCCACUGGCACCUGAUCGGCAUGGGCAAUGAGGUGGACAUCCAUUCAGUGUUCUUUCAUGGCCAGAUCCUGACCAACCUUGGUCACCACACUGACGCGGUCAGCUUGUUCCCAGCCACAUUCACCAAUGUGGAGAUGACUGCUGACAACCCUGGUCACUGGCUGCUGAGCUGCCAGGUCAACCACCACCUAAUGGCGGGCAUGCAGGCCCUCUUCGAGGUCAAGAAGUGUUACCCUGCCGUCCACAAGCCGCGGCCCAAUGGGGAGGUGAGGGAGUACUUCAUCGCUGCCGAGGAGGUGCUGUGGGACUAUGCCCCCUCACAGGUCAACCACGGCACAGGGAAACCUCUGAACACAGACGGUGAUUCAGAGACGUUUUUCCAGAGAGGUAACGAUCGUAUUGGCGGGAAAUAUAAGAAGGUCCAGUACAAGGAGUACACAGACAACACCUUCACCGUGCAAAAGGAGAGAACACCUGAGGAGUUGCACCUAGGGAUUCUGGGUCCUGUAAUCAGGGCUGAGGAGGAAGACACCAUCAAGGUGGUGUUUAAGAACAAGGCCAGCCGUCCUUUCUCCAUGCAGCCACAUGGAGUGCAGUACAGAGUCGAGCAGUCAGGGACUCUCUACUAUAACGAACUGGAAGAAUCCUACACUGCCAAAAAACUCAGAGAAAUCAAGAAGGAGACGAGAACUGUAACCCCUCCCCCGGCAGCGCUGGUCAAACCAGGCACCACCCACACCUAUGAGUGGGUGGUCCCUAAGGGUGGCGGGCCGGUGGCGGACGAUGCAGACUGCAUUACAUACUUCUACUACUCAGCAGUGGACGCUGUGAAAGACACCAGCUCCGGCCUUGUUGGACCCCUCCUGGUCUGCAAAAAAAAGACCCUCAAAAAAGGGAAACAGAAAAACGUCAACAAGGAGUUCCACAUGCUGGCUACAGUGUUUGAUGAGAACCUGAGCUGGUUCCUGGAUGACAACAUUAACCAGUUUACCAAGGCUCCCAAAACUGUCAACAAGGAGGACGAGGACUUCCAGGAAUCUAACAAAAUGCACUCGAUCAAUGGCUACAUGUAUGGGAACCUUCCAGGGCUGACCAUGUGUAAGGGGGACAAGGUGUCUUGGCACCUGUCUGGCCUGGGCUCGGAGGCUGAUAUCCACGGCCUUUACUUUGAAGGGAAUAGGUUCAUCUACAGAGAGACACGCAGAGACGUCAUGAACGUGUUCCCUCACAUCUCCCACACUGUCAUGAUGGAGCCAGACAGCAUGGGUCAGUUUGAGGUGGUGUGCAAGACGACGGACCAUUACCAGGGAGGUAUGAGGGCCAACUACACUGUGCAGAAGUGUAGUGUGUUCAACAGGCAGUCAGAGAUCAUGCUCCACUCGAAGACCUACUACAUUGCUGCCAUGGAGAUAGACUGGGACUACUCCUCCAACCGGACCUGGGAACAGGAGAUGUACCAUGGCCUCACACAGAGUCCAGGAAAUGCUUUCAUUGAUAAACAGGGUAAGUUCAUCGGCUCCAUGUACAAGAAGGUUGUGUACAGGGAGUUCACCAACAAUAAAUUCACCAAACAGAAGGAGAGAUCAGCAGACAUGCAACACCUGGGGAUCCUGGGCCCUAUGAUCCACGCAGACAUUGGUGACAAAGUCAAUAUAGUCUUCAAGAACAUGGCCACAAGAACUUACUCUAUUCACGCACACGGGGUGAAGACAGACGUUCCACAAGUCAAAGAAACUAAGCCAGGUGAGACCCAGACAUACACAUGGUAUGUCCCCAAGACAGCUGGGCCUACAGACAAACAGGAGACAUGCAGUGUGGGAGCUUAUUACUCCACAGUCGACGUCAACAAGGACCUGUACAGCGGUCUAAUUGGUCCCUUAGUGAUAUGUAGGCGGAGCUAUGCGAGAUCACUUGGACUGAAGAAGGAAGUGGAAGAGUUUGCUCUCCUUUUCAUGGUGUUUGAUGAGAACGAGUCCUGGUACCUGGACGACAACAUCAAAAGAAACAUCAAGACCCCCACCAGGAACAUCAAAGAGGACGAGGACUUCAUCGAGAGCAAUAAAAUGCAUGGCAUCAACGGGCAGCUGUAUGGAAACCUGCUGGGACUGAACAUGAAAGUGGGGGACAAGGUGUACUGGUACCUGAUGGGGAUGGGCAACGAGAUAGACAUCCACACUGCCCACUUCCACGGGCACAGCUUUGACUAUAAGCUGAGUGGAGGGUCCCACCGUGCAGAUGUGUUUGACCUGUUCCCAGGCACCUUCCAGACGGUGAAGAUGAGCCCGAAGUACCCUGGCUCCUGGCUGCUGCACUGCCACGUCGCAGACCACAUCAAGGCCGGCAUGGUAACAGUCUACAAAGUCACUGAGAAGGAAAAGAAGUUUUUUUUGGGAUAAACGCAGAGCAUUAACACAAACAGCGAAUAAAAGCUACGUACAUCUCUUCAGUAAUUACACAUUGACCUCGUAUUCCACAUGAGGAGCACAGUGACCACUGACAAUGCAUGAACUAACUAAACGGCUUUAAUACAGGGUUUAAGCCUACCUGGUUAAAAAAAGGUGAAAUAAUAAAAUAAAAAAGCAAUGAGCAAUGUCUAAAUGUCUAAUGUCAAUGUUCUAAAAUACAUUUUGAAUAAAGAAAAUAUAAAAUCC
Molecule: messenger RNA, 3959 nt
Organism: Oncorhynchus nerka (sockeye salmon)
Lineage: Eukaryota; Metazoa; Chordata; Actinopteri; Salmoniformes; Salmonidae
Product: ceruloplasmin-like
Exons: 20
Coding region: 6-3704 (1232 amino acids)
Cellular component (GO): plasma membrane
Molecular function (GO): oxidoreductase activity; signaling receptor activity; copper ion binding
Source: RefSeq, a predicted model, not a curated record